Syngnathoides biaculeatus (alligator pipefish) is the source of this 1832-nucleotide messenger RNA. It is a transcript of the gene arl13b, whose product is annotated as ADP-ribosylation factor-like 13b. Bases 482 to 1636 code for a protein of 384 amino acids. Gene Ontology annotation, biological process: non-motile cilium assembly; receptor localization to non-motile cilium. The transcript is spliced from 10 exons. Gene Ontology annotation, molecular function: GTPase activity; GTP binding. Lineage: Eukaryota; Metazoa; Chordata; Actinopteri; Syngnathiformes; Syngnathidae. The record is from RefSeq and is a predicted model, not a curated record. Gene Ontology annotation, cellular component: non-motile cilium; ciliary membrane; motile cilium.
AUGGGACGAGGGAAUAUGACGUCAACACGUCUGCAUCCUAGCAACGGAAAAGAAGGCGCAGAAAGGCUAAAGGAGGCUAAAUGCUAAUUGUUUCGUUGGCAAUGUAAACAUGUUACUUGUUUUGAUAUUGUGCUCUUAUAGAGCUGACUCAUGGUUCAUGGUGAAUACAACUUUUAUUGACAAGGUAAUUGACGUGUGUCGAGACUAAACCUGGUUCAAAAAGCUGUUUUUGUCGCUAGUCGGAAGCGCUAGCGUUAGCUGCAGUUAACGGUUUGGAGAAUUUUUGGGAUAUGUAUUCUACGUUUGGGUCCUCCCGUGACAUGGACGGACACUCAAAUCACAAGAGCAAGUGAUGCUUUUAACACUAAUGGCCACAACCAAUGUUACACCAGGCUGGACUUCGCUCAGAAUGUAGCUGACAAGUGGUGGAACUCCUUUGGGCUCGAUGACCACUUGACUGCAGAGCCACACUUAGCCCGACAUGUUUAGCCUGAUGGCCAAUUGCUGUAACUGGCUGAAACGCUGGCGAGAGCCGGCAAGAAAAGUGACUUUAGUGAUGGUAGGCCUGGAUAACGCAGGAAAGACUGCCACAGUACGAGGAAUCCAAGGAGAGAAUCCCCAGGAUGUUGCUCCAACUGUGGGUUUUUCCAAAGUUGACUUGAAGCAAGGAAAAUUUGAGGUGACCAUCUUUGAUCUGGGUGGUGGGAAGAGGAUCCGUGGUAUAUGGAAGAAUUACUAUUCUGAGUCGCACGGUGUAGUGUUUGUGGUGGACUCCAGCGACGUGCAACGGAUUCAGGAGACGCGGGAGACCAUGGCGGAGGUUCUGCAGCACCCUCGCAUCGCUGGGAAGCCCGUGCUGGUACUUGCCAACAAGCAGGAUCAGGAAGGAGCACUGACUGAAGCAGACAUCAUUGAGAACCUGUCGUUAGAGAAGCUUGUUAAUGAGAACAAGUGUCUCUGUCAGAUCGAGCCGUGCUCUGCAGUCUUGGGUUAUGGCAAGAAGGUUGACAAAUCUAUCAGGAGGGGUUUGAACUGGCUGCUCAACAACAUUGCCAAAGAUUAUGAGGCCAUUACUGAACGUGUGCAGAAAGACACUGCAGAACAGCGUGCUCUGGAAGAACAGGAUAAGAAAGAAAGAGCAGAACGAGUCAGGAGGAUAAGAGAAGAGAGAGAACGGCAAGAGAGGGAGGAGGCAGAACGUGAAGGCAGGGAGAUUCGGGAAGAUGAACCUGAUGAAGAAAACAUGGCCAACCCCUUCCAGCCGAUUGAAAAUGUCAUCAGUGAGAGUGGGGAUAAAGAAAAUGCAAGAAGGCAACAGGAGCUGCAGGAGUGCACGAUCAGCAGUUUGAAGGCAGAAAGCGAGUAUCAGGAGGACAAUCACGAAGAGACAGACGAUGCCAGACAAACGCCGGAUAAUUCCAGCUCUAGCACAGUCACGGAGCAAAGCAAGAAAAAGGUGAGGAAAUUGUACCUGAAGAGGAAGCACCGUGUGGACCCACUGAAGACGGAGGAGGUGCCAGCCGAGAGAGCCGCCCCUCCGCCACUCCCAGUUGGAUGGGCGUCACCUAAGGUUUCUCGGCUGGCCAAACUCGAGCCUCUGUGGGACUCAAAAGCCUCUGGCAACAUCGCAGUUUGACACUGCAGAGGAAACACUGAAGCCAUGCUUUUAUUCUUAAUGCAGCGUCAAUCUUGAUCAUCUCCAAUGGCUCAUUGGUCUUUGCAUCCAGCUGUCCAUCUUCACAUCUCUCAUCCCCUUCUGUUUUGCCUGAUGCAUGGAUUAAUUUCAGUUUGUUCUGUCUUUGUAUUAAUUUCGCCAAACCCUCUCUUCCGCU